GAGGCAUAUAUCACUACUUUGCGGGGUUGAUAUACAGGUUGCAGUAAAAAAAAAAUAAUAAAAAAAAAAAAAUAAAAAAAAAAUACAGGUUACAGUCCUGAAACAGAGAUUGCAUCAUUGGGAUUUUAACUAUGGUCUUAAUGUGAUACUUAUCAAAAAAACACGAAAAGUAAAGCGCCGAAGGGGUGUGACGUCACUAACGACGCAAGCGGCGCACGCACGUCCAUCGUGUUCAGCUCCCGAGCAGUUGUGUGUCAGGAUGAGCACAUCGAUGGCCUGUAAGAGUCAACAUGCAGCAGAUGUCUAUGAGCCUGUGGGCCAAAGCUCAGAGCUCAGCCUGGUGGAGAUGACGGAGGUAGAGUACUUGCAGCACAUUAUUCAGAGCCACAUUGAUGCUCAGGUGACCGAGACGGACAGCUCGGGCCUUUCACAGCUUGAAGAAAGCUUGUAUGACGAGCCAGAGAGGCGUCUGGCCUGCUCGCCUCAGAGCCCCUUAGUGUGCAGGCCGGAGGGGACAUCAGCGGGGCCGGUGGACCUGCAGGACAUCAAGAUGCUGUUGCUGAGUGAGUCGAACACCACGCCUGCCAGCAGCGCCGAGGUGCCAGGCUCAGUGCUGAGCAGAGUCCGGUGUGUCGUCGAAGAGAGGGCCGAUGAACGGCCCCUGGAGGGGAGACCCAGCCCAGCUGCGCGUGUCUGCCUGGAAAAGAGAUUUUUAUCAGUGCUUUGUCAUUCUACAAACACUUCAGGGAUAGCCACACAUGCACAAACAGAGAAAUGGAGUAAACCAGACAAGAUGGUGAAAAUACAGGGCACGCAUCCAUACGAAGGACGUCUGUUCAAAACGGGUGUGCAGUCUGAGCUGAUCAUUCCUACAGAGCUGACUGUGAGUUUCAGAGCAGAUAAAGGCCCCGAGUCUGUGAUGAGAGCUCCGCUUGUCAUUUACACGGACACUGCUGACCAGCAAACUGCAGACACACUGAAGAGUACCAUUCUCUAAUAUUGUUCACUUACACAUAAACAAUUAGCUUACUGAGUUAUUAUUCAUUUUAGAAUGAGCACAUGAUACCUUCGUGUUGUUCCAAAGCUAUGUGAAUAUCCGUCAUCAGUAGAACACUGAUGAAGACUUUUUUCCAUUCAUUGAUCAGGGGCUGCCAAGCUCCAAUAAUCACAAA
Molecule: messenger RNA, 1172 nt
Organism: Sinocyclocheilus grahami
Lineage: Eukaryota; Metazoa; Chordata; Actinopteri; Cypriniformes; Cyprinidae
Exons: 4
Coding region: 260-997 (245 amino acids)
Source: RefSeq, a predicted model, not a curated record